AAAAUUUAAUUUUUUGAUAUAAAAGCACGGUGAAGUCAAGUAAUAAUCAUAAGUUCAUCGAUUCAGUUAGAUAACACAAGAACAAACUCAAAAUGAAAUUCCUCGUUGCUUUCUCCUGCUUGGUAGCUGUUGCCCUCGCCGUCGAAGAUGUCCAAGUCAUCCGUAACAUUCUUGAUGUUCAACCAGAAAGUUACAGCUACGGUUAUGAACUUGGAAAUGGAAUUUCAGCUCAAGAAUCUGGAUCCUUGAAGAACCCAGAAGCCAUCAGCGCCCAAGGAUCAUACCAAUUCACUGCCCCAGACGGUCAAGUUGUAAAGGUCUCAUACGUUGCUGAUGAGAACGGUUUCCAACCCAGCAGUGAUCUUUUGCCAGUUGGACCUGAAAUCCCAAUCUUGAUCCAAAAGAGUCUUGCCUACUUGGCUUCAGCUAAGCCAUACAUUUUUGUACUCAUCGGCAUGUUAGCGGUUGUUACUGCCGCUCCCCAGGGAUCCGGCGAUCCCAUUCCAAUUAUUCGACAAGAGCAGGAAGUCAAUUUCGAUGGAUCCUACAAGUUUAAUUACGAGACUGGAAAUGGAAUAACUGCCGAGGAGACAGGGUUUUUGAAAAAUGCUGGCAAUCCAGAUACCGAAGCACAGGUUGCUCAAGGUCGUUACUCAUAUACAGCUCCAGAUGGACAAUUGAUAACUGUAGUUUAUACUGCCGAUGAAAAUGGAUUCCAGGCUCAAGGUGAUCAUUUGCCAACACCACCACCAAUCCCACCAGCAAUUCAGAGGGCUUUGGAAUAUUUGGCUACAGCACCACCUCAGCCAGAACAAGGAAGUAACCCGAAUGCCAUUCGAAGGGGUUAAGUUUAGAUUUGAAUUUGAAAUUAAUUUCGUUUUAUUUUUGUUGUAAAUGAAUUAUUAUCUAAUUGUUCCCUUUUCCUGCCCUAUGAAAACAUUUAUUUUAUGUGAUUUUCUUCAUUUCAUAAUACACAAAGACAUUUUUAUACACUUGACAUAUAUACACGACACAAGUACACUUAAACUUGUUGGCUAGAUUUGAAUUUUGUAAAUAGUAUUAUUUUUUUUAUCAAUUUUAUGCCAACAAAUGCUAGAACAUUUUUUUCAAAUGAACACUCAUUAAAUUAGAUUUUAAGUUGAUUACAAAAA
This is a messenger RNA of Episyrphus balteatus (marmalade hoverfly), 1151 nucleotides long. RefSeq lists its product as uncharacterized. Bases 93 to 848 code for a protein of 251 amino acids. NCBI's taxonomy places the organism in Eukaryota, Metazoa, Arthropoda, Insecta, Diptera, Syrphidae. Gene Ontology annotation, cellular component: chitin-based extracellular matrix. The record is from RefSeq and is a predicted model, not a curated record. The transcript is spliced from 5 exons. Gene Ontology annotation, molecular function: structural constituent of chitin-based larval cuticle.